CCUAAGGCGUCCAGACCUCGAGCGGCGGAGCACGGGGCGAGCGGCUGCUGGCAGGGAGUGCAGCGGCCCGCGAGCUCCGUGAGGAGCGGCCGGCCGGCGCUGGAGAGAAGGACCUGAAGAUGGAGUAGUAACCAAGGCAUGCCCCAUGAUUCUGAGCACCUUUCCCUGUGGACUCCAGUCCUAGCCAGAGGCUACACGUGGAGCUGAAGGAACUCAUCCCCUGCUUUCCUGCGAACCCCUUUCUCUACUGAUUCAUGAGCCAGCAGGAUGCGGUCGCUGCGCUUUCAGAACGCCUGCUCAUAGCUGCGUACAAAGGCCAAGCGGAGAAUGUGGUUCAGCUCAUCAACAAGGGUGCCAAGGUAGCGGUUACCAAGCAUGGCCGGACCCCCUUGCACCUUGCUGCCAAUAAGGGCCAUCUCUCUGUGGUCCAGAUUCUGCUGAAGGCUGGCUGUGACCUCGACCUGCAGGAUGAUGGGGACCAGACAGCCUUGCACCGGGCCGCUGUGGUGGGAAACGUUGAGAUCAUCACAACGCUUAUCCGUGAGGGAUGUGCCCUGGACAGACAGGACAAGGAUGGAAACACAGCCCUCCAUGAAGCCGCCUGGCAUGGGUUCAGCCAAUCAGCCAAGCUGCUUGUUAAAGCGGGAGCCAACGUGCUUGCCAGGAACAAGGCAGGGAACACGGCUCUGCACCUGGCCUGCCAGAACAGCCGCUCCCAGAGCACACGCGUCCUCCUGCUGGGCGGCUCCCGGGCUGACCUCAAAAAUAACGCAGGAGACACCUGUUUGCACGUGGCCGCGCGGUACAAUCACUUGUCCAUCGUUAAACUCCUUCUCAGUGCUUUCUGCUCGGUUCAUGAGAAGAACCAGGCUGGAGACACAGCCCUCCAUGUGGCUGCUGCCCUAAAUCACAAGAAGGUGGUUAAAAUCCUGCUGGAAGCUGGCGCUGAUACGACCAUUGUGAACAAUGCAGGCCAGACCCCGCUGGAGACUGCCCGCCACCACAAUAAUCCUGAAGUUGCUCUGUUGCUCACCAAGGCUCCCCAGAUUUUGCGCUUUAGUCGUGGGCGAAGCCUGAGGAAAAGGAGAGAGAGGCUCAAGGAAGAGAGGAGGGCCCAGUCUGUGCCCCGAGAUGAGGUGGCACAGAGCAAGGGAAGUGUCUCAGCAGGAGACACCCCCAGCAGUGAGCAAGCUGUCCCCCAAAAAGAGGAAGCUAAAAGAGAUUGCCCACCUGCUUCCCAGGAGCCCAGAAAGGAGGAAAGGAGGAGAAAGUCAAGGCCAGAGGUGUCAGCACUAUCUGACCCCACCCCAGCAGCUGACCAACAGCCUGGACACCAAAGGAACCCGCACAGUCAUCACCACCCCAAAAAGAAGAGCAGACAUCGAUGCUGGUCCCCACCUCCACCCCAUGGAUUCAGGGCGUACCAGCUCUACACACUGUACCGGGGCGAGGAUGGAAAAGUCAUGCAGAUGUGUGUUUUGGACAAACUGAUGGUGGAGCGGCUGUCGGCAGAGAGAACAGAAUGCCUGAAUCGCCUGCAGCAGCACACAGCUGCUGAGAAGCAGGAGGGGGAGAAGCGGCAGAUGUCCUUGGUGGACGAAUUAAAAGCCUGGUGCACGUUGAAGAUCCAGAAUCUGGAGCUGAGGCUGUCUGGAGAGUCUCGAACCUAUAGAGCUAAAUCCACACCAUCUCCUUGUGACUCCUCUGCAGAUCAACCAGUGGUAGCUGCAGGGCCAUUGGCAGCUUCCAACAGCUCCUCGCAGGUUGUGAGGCCCAAGGAGAAGGCACACGGUGCCACUGCUGCCCAGAGACAGCAGCAGGAACUGCUUCCCUCUGACAGCACAGGCUCCCGGUUGAGGAAGGUCAAGGCCCCGGCAGCCCCCUGCCCCUUGAAUGGGGCUCCCAAGUGUGAUCAGCAGACUGGGUCCUGUGUCAACAGAGGCACUCAAACCAAGAAGUCUGGCAGAAGUGGGCAGACCAAACAUCGAGGCCAGCAGCCCACGGCCAGCAGCCCCUGUGGGCAGCAGUCCUCAGCAGCGGGCGGUGAUGUCCGAGAUGCCUCGCAAGCCCUGGAGCUGACCCAGUACUUUUUUGAGGCCGUUUCUACCCAGAUGGAAAAAUGGUAUGAACGGAAAAUCGAAGAAGCACGAAACCAAGCCAGUCAGAAAGCCCAACAAGACGAGGCCACCCUGAAGGAGCACAUCAGAAGCCUGGAAGAGGAGCUUGCCAAGCUCCGGACAAAGGUGCAGAAGUAAAACCCAGACCCUGAGGGGAAGCAACAGGACUUCUGGCUUGGUAACAGGGAAGUAACUGUGUCCUGGGAGCGAGGGAUUGUGAACAAGGUGGAAUUGCCCCUUGGAGUCACCAAUCUGCUGUGGACACGUGCUUCUGUGCUCUCAAGUUACACCCAAGCCUGGGAAGCUUGAGGAGUUGCAGGUCUCACUCCUAAUUCUAAACCUUAGGCCAGGUUUAUAAAAGCAAACCGCCCCAAGAAGAGAAGGUGUGUGCCUAAGUCUGUGAUUCAGUGACAUGAAAUGCGUUAGGAGCAGAGAUUACUCUCUGGGAAAUCUCCAAGUAGUCAUUGGUAUCCACGUCAACACACCUGCUGUGCCUAGCCGGUCCAGCAGAGCCGGGACUCAGAUGCAGGAAGCUGCUUUCUCCCCUGUAACUCUCAAAAUGCUCAUCUCUUAACUGGGUAAAAAUCUUCCAGAUUUUGAGGGGAAAUACAUUUUAAUGAUCUCAGUGUCCAGUAUGUCUUAAAAUAAUUUUAAAGGACGUGUAAGUAAGGAGUAAUUGCUGACUGAAAAUGUUUGUCAGAUGAGAAAAGCUUAAACCAUUGGUCAGAUACUGUGUUUUUAGUCAAAAUAAUUGAGACUGUUAGGAAAACAUUCAUGAAACAACUCCAGCCAGUUACUUAGACUACCUUUCUGAAUACAAGACUUUUGUUCUGUAUUUUGUAAACAAAGCAAUUCCACAGAAGGUUAAUUUCUAAUUGACUUCUCUCACUGAAGAUCAAGGUAAAAAAUUGACUAACUCGACUUCUGAAGGCUUUUCCUGUUUACUGAAUGAAAUGUACCAGAGACUGAGGAGGUGAAGAUUUUUCAGUCGAGACCUUGGAUUUCUCUUGUAAUCUUUUGGAUCAUGGAUUAUAUCCGUCUCCACGUGCUCUACAUAUGCACAGAAAAUUCAGUUGUUUCUCUAAGCCUAAAACCUAAAUACUGACCAUGAAUCGUGACUAAAAUGCUGUUCAUUGAGCCAAAGAGAAGUGAUGAUAUUUCAGGAAUUGUGUAGUUAGCCCUUUGUCAAGCCAAGUUUUUGUUUUUCCUUCUAGUGACAAUCCAUGAAUACAGACAUUCCUGUAAACGUGACAGGUAUUUUGAGUACAGAGUCCAGUGAGUCCUAGUUCAUGUGACGGACCUGUCUCUAUCCUCUGUGUCUUGGGAGGUGCAACCCUUUCCCAACAAGAUGUUGCUCGCUCCUGAAGGGUCAUUCCUUAUUAUACACCAAACUAUUAGGAACUGCCUAACACUAAAGAGAUGAAACCCUGAGCUCAGAGAGUUAUGCUCCAAGCAGGAGUUAUUUUCACUAUUAGAAUACUUCUUACCUCAAGACAUCCCUGUUGAGAACUGCAGACAACUGUAAUUGGACACCAGGUCUCUAGCAGAGUAUCUUGGUGGCUGUACUUUGAUGAUAUACCUCCUACCCGUCAGAAGCAGGCAGCUUAUCACUGUGAACUGGAUAUUUUGUCAAGUCAUUAAGCAUAGAGACCAGGCUACUGAAUAAGGGCAGUCAGCCCCUUACCCACAGGGCUGACUUCCUAAGUGGUGGGUGUUUGUUAUUGGUUGACUGUGUACCCCUAGACUGGCUUUGAACUCAUGAUCUUCCUGUGGCGGCCUCCUGAAGUCUGGGGUUAAAGGAGUGAGCCCCAUAGCCAAUCACGUUUUGUCUGUAGCACCAGGGUUAGGUUUGUCGCCGUUGUUCCUUAGCGUUGUGCAGCACUGCAGAUCUGGUGUGCAUUGCCCCGUGCCAUGUGCUACAAGAAGCAAGUACCCCCGCCGUACCUUGACAAAUCACUGUUUAUACCAUGUAUUCUCAUGUAGCUCAUGCUUCAAACAGAGGCCUAAAGUGUUUUUUCAACAGCUGUGGAAAAAGUCAUAAACAGUAAAGUUGUACAUUAUUCAUGUCCUUUUUAAAAAACGAGUUAGCACAUCCAGUAUACUGUACACUAAAUAUCUGUGAUAGAGCUGGGGUUAGCCCUCGCAUUGUGUUUGACUUGGGGAGUCCAAAACAGGCUUUUCACAUGUCUUUUUUAAAAUUUAUUUUUGGUGAAAGGCAUGUUGUCUAAUGUUUUUCCCACCUUGAACUUGUGUUUCCUGCAAGCAUUAAACCUUGUUUUCAGUUC
Alexandromys fortis (reed vole) is the source of this 4402-nucleotide messenger RNA. It is a transcript of the gene Ankrd6, whose product is annotated as ankyrin repeat domain 6. Lineage: Eukaryota; Metazoa; Chordata; Mammalia; Rodentia; Cricetidae. The record is from RefSeq and is a predicted model, not a curated record. The coding region runs from base 255 to 2255 and encodes 666 amino acids. The transcript has 15 exons. Gene Ontology annotation, molecular function: protein binding.